CUCCCUCUCUCUCUCUCUCUCUCUCUCUCUCUCUCUCUCAUAUCCUCGUCGUCGUACAGAGAGCGUAGCGAGCAGUCGGGAGAGGCGGAGGGAUGCCGAAGCGGACGACGCACACGUAUUCGAGCGAGGAUGCGGCGCCCGACGGACCCGAAUCCGACCUGUUCGUGUACUACUGCAAGCACUGCAGCUCCCACGUUCUCAUCACCGAUACUCAAUUGCAGAAGAUGCCAAAACGUAAGACGGAUAAAGCACAUGUACUUGACAAGAUCAAGCAUCUUGCAAGGCUGAAUGUCAAGGAGGCUGGAAAGGUUCUCCUAAAGCGUGGUGAAGGAAAAUUAGAAAAACAAUUCCGCAUGAGUUGUACGGGCUGUGAGCUUUUUGUUUGUUACCGUUCAGAAGAGGAUUUGGAACAUGCUCCUUUUAUCUAUGUUGUUGAUGGUGCACUGAGUUCAGUUGCAGCAGAGACGAAUCCACAGGAUGCUCCUGUACCCCCAUGCAUAUCACAGUUAGAAGGUGGUCUUGUCCAAGUCGCUAUUGAAGUAGAAGAUCGUGCACAACGUUCAGCAAUUACGAGAGUGAAUGCCGAUGAUGUUCGAGUAACCGUUGCGGCUCCAGCUACGCGUGGAGAGGCUAAUAAUGAAUUGUUGGAAUUCAUAGGUGUUGGGAUUAAGGAUAAGCCAAAUGACUCUUCAAAGAGGAUGGAAUAACAAGUCAAAGCUUCUUGUGGUCGAGGAUAUGUCUGCAAGGCAGGUGUAUGAGAAGCUUCUAGAGGCGGUGCAACCUUGAAGCGUUUGGGACUAUGCUACGCUACUUUCGUCCAUGUAAAAUUUCUUGUGCGCAGCGGUGUGAUUGAUAAUUUUCAAUGUUGUCUCUAACAACGCUCCUUUGUUGCACAUGAAUCUCGGAAGGUUGUAGUGUUUGAAACUGAAAGAUUAGAGUAGCAAGUCCUUUAUAUUUAUUGUAUUACUUUGAAUUGAUUCACUGUAAACCUCACACAUUGUUACAACUGAGAAUUGUUGCAUGUUUUCUUGUAUCAUGGUCUAAAAAUUAUGAAAGUGUGCUGAGCAAUUCUUAAGCCUUAUGAAGUGGAA
Molecule: messenger RNA, 1091 nt
Organism: Asparagus officinalis (garden asparagus)
Lineage: Eukaryota; Viridiplantae; Streptophyta; Magnoliopsida; Asparagales; Asparagaceae
Product: UPF0235 protein At5g63440
Exons: 7
Coding region: 93-707 (204 amino acids)
Source: RefSeq, a predicted model, not a curated record